UACGUUUUUUCUUUGACACCACAUGAACAAGUAUCAGAUAACCUCGUUUAGUUGCAAAGAAGUCUUCAGGUUUACUCCCUCACCGGUGUAUUUCAACGCCUUAAUGCGAAUACAACUAUAGGUGUUGUAUGAGUGAUUGCGCUACUGAGACUGAUACCAUGUCUGAUUUGGUGGAUGCCAAAGGGAUAGCUGCACAAGGGCUGGGCAGUCCCUCAGUGCAAAGGUUUACGACAGAGAAUCCUGAAGUAGACGCUAAGCCUCCGGCUGACAUGUACACAUAUAAGAUGAACUACCCCAGCCUUGGACAGUGUGUCAUCAUCAACAACAAGAACUUUGACAAGCACACAGGAAUGAGCUUUCGCAAUGGAACAGACGUGGAUGCAGGACAUGCGAUCAAAGUGUUCUCGAGUUUGGGGUACAAAGUGAAGGUUGCUAAUGACCAGACUGUGCAACAGAUACAACAGCUGCUUUGCAAAGUGUCUCAAGACGACCACAGCCAGUCGGCCUCCUUUGUGUGUGUGAUGCUAAGCCAUGGAGACGAGGGGGUGUUCUAUGGCACAGAUGGCAACGUAGAACUCAAGAAGCUCACUGGCCUCUUUAGGGGCGACCGCUGCAAAACGCUGGUGGGCAAGCCCAAACUCUUCUUCAUCCAGGCGUGCCGUGGCAAUGACCUGGAUGGUGGCAUAGAGACAGACUCCGUUGCUGAUGACUCUCCAGAGAGGAUUCCUGUUGAGGCAGACUUUCUCUACGCUUAUUCUACAGCUCCAGGCUACUACUCCUGGAGGAACACCCAGAAGGGCUCCUGGUUCGUGCAGGCCCUCUGUGAGAUGUUACAAAGGUACGGCAAACAGCUGGAGAUCAUGCAGAUCAUGACACGUGUCAACCACAUGGUGGCACUUGACUUUGAGUCUAUGUCCAACAUGCCUGGCUUUACUGCCAAAAAGCAGAUCCCUUGCAUUGUGUCUAUGUUGACCAAAGAUCUCUACUUUCCACAUUGAUUUGAUAUUGUUGUCUAGACAUUACUAUGACUGAUUGUGUAUCCUGUGGGACCUUUUUAGCUAUGUGCACAAUGUUUACUGGACUUCUAAGUAGUGCUGAGCAAUUACACAACAUUUCUAAAUUACCAAUGUCGGUUCAAUAUUUUGAAUUCCCUUUAUGCACAUUUUCUCUAGAGAUAAACCAGAUCAAGCCCGAACUGCAAAGUAGGAGGGAGUGGUAGUUUCCAACAGGACAAUAUUCUACGUGGUUGAGUGCAGAAAACGUGGUAACUAACUACCAUGACCAAAAUCCUACUUGAGACAGAAGAACCUGCGUUCGAGGGGGAUAGAGAGCAGUUGCUCUCUAUGCCUUAUUUACUUUGAAGAACUACUAAAAUUGUGAUUUUGUCAGACAGCAUAGGCAGAAGCUCUAUAGAGAGGAUGACUAAUAUAUAUUUUUUAAUUGUCAUCAAAUAAAAAAACUUAAAAGUAAUCAAAAUAAAACAAAUGUAAUAUACACAACUCAAAUAUUUGUUUAAAGUAAUGUGAAUAAAUUAUGGUUAAUAAGUGAUAAGCAGUUAUGGGCAGUCACUACCAUCAUGGGACUUUUAAUGAUUGUUUCAUUUUGUGUUACCUCGUUCAACCCACAUAAUGCAUUUAAUGUAUUAUCGAAAUCGAAAACUGGGAUUAUUGUUUAAGAAUUUAAAUGAAACCGAACCGACCUCAAAAAGCACUAAUCACUCAGCACUACUUCUAAGUGGAUGCAAAUUUAAAUACUUGUAUUCUUUUUGGGUUAAGUCUUAAAGAGAAAGCUAAAGGUUUGAUUCGAUAUACCUUGGACUCAGAGGCCUAAAAGGCAUGAUGUUGGACCAAAGAGAAUGCAUUUUUAAUGGGGAAGGCAGGCAUUAAGCAACGAUUAUGCAAUAUGAAUACUUGCUAUUGAUUUGUUGUUCCUGUAUAUGUUCUGAAUUAUCCAGUAUAAAGGGAAACACGCUUUCAGAUAGCAAUAAUGUAGUGAAUCAAUCACUCAGGCUUUAAAAGUAUUGAAAAAUGUGCCAUGUCUUUUUAGAAAUGAUAACUGUCUUACCUGUGGGAUGGUUUGUUUUUUUCAUUUGCACAUUGUACAUUCAAAUAGCUUACUACAUGAAAUAUAAACUUGAAUAAACUAGCUUUUAUCCUUGA
Molecule: messenger RNA, 2159 nt
Organism: Oncorhynchus masou masou (cherry salmon)
Lineage: Eukaryota; Metazoa; Chordata; Actinopteri; Salmoniformes; Salmonidae
Product: caspase-3-like
Exons: 7
Coding region: 129-998 (289 amino acids)
Biological process (GO): apoptotic process; keratinocyte differentiation; positive regulation of neuron apoptotic process
Cellular component (GO): cytoplasm
Source: RefSeq, a predicted model, not a curated record